AUGGCUAAAGUCAAUCUUCCUUCAUGGUCUUCGGAGAUAUCGCAAGCAUAUGAAGGCUUGCAAUUGACUUCAACAGCAGCAACAUGGGAGAAUAUUCUCGCUAGGUUGGCCAGAAUCGAGUCCCGAUUGCUUGAGCAUGAGCGCAGGGUAGCAGCAACGCUCCCUCCGUUGCAACCCGAACCUGAUCCACCCGACCAAACCCAGCGGUACACCUCAGCACAGCCACCUUACCCGCCCUACCAGCCACCAUAUCAGCCUGACAGAUAUCCGCCACAUAACAACCCUUGGAGCUUGCCUGACGUUGUUGAUGUUUCAACCAAUUCAGCACCGCCGACGCCGCCUGUGCCGAUUCCGGAGUCAUACCACCGUUAUAUCCAACCUGCUGCAGCUACUGUCUGGCAACCACCACAUCUUCGUUCACCAUAUUCUUGGGCCGAUAUGCCACCACAACACAUCCAGUACUCAGGCCCGGCAUAUGCAGCCUCGACAAUUGCCCCGACAACGACAACUCAAGGUCGUUCCUGCCAAAAAUAUCCCGUUGAUGUGCAGCAACCGCUGAUCCGUCCUACAAGUCCCUACUGCUCGAAACUCACGCCGUUGGCCGUCACUACUGUCCUGAUACCACCACCGCCACCGCUGACUCACGGCUCUUCAACAGCGCAGCUGCUGGCUGUUGCCCCGCCGCCACCAUCACCUGCUUUCUUCUUGCCGUGUAGCCCCGAUAGGAUUCAUACCCUAUCAAUCAUUCCCGCAGAUGCUGCCCCAUCUCAGGUAGACGAUUCCCAACAGCCCUCGCUCCUCCAUCUCCCGCGCUCAAUGAAAGAGCACAGGCCUAAGACUUGUGAAGUUCAGGUUCAAGAAAGUGACGGUGUUAACAUACACUACAAGGGAAUGCUUACUGAUGGAACAAUUUUCAAUCCCACUUUUGAACGGGGGGAUCCAAUUGAUAUCAAAUUUGGUAGUGGACAAGUAAUCAAACGAUGGCUACUAGUAUUGGGGAUGUGCUUGGGUGAGAAAAGAAAGUUGAAAAUCCCUUCCGAAUGCAAUUUUGGCGAGCAUGUGUUUGAUCCUGGAGGAUCCCUCGUCGUUGCUUCGUGGUUUUCACCUUGAGGACAAGGUGGAUUUCAACCAUGGGGGAGUUGAUACGAUUAAAUCUUCCAAUAUAUCUCCCAUAUCUCUAUUAUUAUAUUAUC
Salvia hispanica is the source of this 1193-nucleotide messenger RNA. NCBI's taxonomy places the organism in Eukaryota, Viridiplantae, Streptophyta, Magnoliopsida, Lamiales, Lamiaceae. The record is from RefSeq and is a predicted model, not a curated record.